Hyphopichia burtonii NRRL Y-1933 is the source of this 984-nucleotide messenger RNA. RefSeq lists its product as uncharacterized. NCBI's taxonomy places the organism in Eukaryota, Fungi, Ascomycota, Pichiomycetes, Serinales, Debaryomycetaceae. The transcript has a single exon. The record is from RefSeq and is a predicted model, not a curated record. The coding region runs from base 38 to 913 and encodes 291 amino acids.
GUAAUAUCUAACAUUUCCCACGAUUAUUGGAGCGUAUAUGGAGAUGGAAGAGUAUACGGUGACAUUCAAGUACGAUCCUGCCAGGCUUACCGAAGUUGAAGCCGGCUCGAGUAAGUAUUUGUUAACUGAAACUCCUACAAAACGAACGAGAAAUAGUACUGGAUCUAUUGGCAGCACUAGUAACAGUAACGGAGAAGACGGUUCAUCCCAGGAUUCACCAAGCAAGAUAGUGAGUUUCCAUUAUAAUAAAUCGGCAUUAAAUAGUUUUAGCUCCCUAGAAAAUGAUCAUGAUCACCAUUCUGGUGUUGCGCCAACCACCAGGUCAAUUCAACGACACCGUAGCCGAACACCUACACCACCGUCCCCUACUUCAAGAGACGAGAGACUACAACCACCAUUCAAUAAUACAGCCUUCAAGCAUGAGGUGCUCCUACAAUCUCAGCCACAGCCUUCACCGCAAGAUGAGGAAACCUGCCGGGUAGAACAGUUGAGGAAAAGAACCUACCGGGACUCGAUUGAGUCGAUGAAGAACUACCACAACUCCAUCGCCAAGGGAGGAGCAUUACCCCAUGACGUUGAAACGUUAUGGUAUUACGAUUUGCAAAACAUCUCCCAGAGAUUACAUUACUUACGAGAAGUAUAUAAAACAAUUCAAACAUUGAAAAAAAGAAAGCCAAAUAAAACUGACCUGGUAUCGGAACCUCAUUCGAGCAAUGUCGCUACCCCGAUGGUCCUGGAAGACGAACUGCUGGCUCCUCGCCAUAGCCAAACCUACCCUGAAGAAGAAGGCUACAGCAGUAACGAUACCGACAACUCAAUGACCCCAAAUAACAGAAGAAGAUCCCAAACCUCCCAGGAAGACACCCCCAUGGGCAAACGCAUGUCCAGACGCAGGGUGCAGUUCCAGUCCUAGUCUCCCUGGCUCUAUAUAUCAAUGUAUAUAUCAAUGUAUUUGUAUGUCAAUGUAUCUGUCAUAGCUUGUGU